AUGUCGGCGCCGCUUGGGGAAAUAAUAGACGACAUUGAGGACUUGAUAACCUCCCAAGAUAUAACCCCUAAAGAGCGAUACAGUUCUAGGAAAAAGGUGACAAUUAGGUCAAAGAACAAAAAAAAUAACCCAGAUGAAAACUGUGAUCAAGAAGUGCCUGAAGUUUCUGUGCUGUCAAGUAUAAUUCCCGGGUGCCAGACCAUUUACUUAAAAACAUGGGGCUGCACUCACAACAGCUCCGACACCGAGUACAUGGCUGGACAGCUUGCUGCCUACGGGUACAAGUUGACCGAAGAGAAGGAAAAGGCUGAUUUGUGGUUGCUUAAUUCUUGCACGGUUAAAGCUCCAGCGGAAGAUCAUUUUAGGAAUGAAAUAGAAGCUGGACAGAAAUCAGGAAAACAUGUCGUCGUCGCUGGUUGCGUGCCACAAGGAGCACCAAAGACAGGUUUCCUAAAAGGCCUGAGCGUGAUAGGGGUCCAGCAAAUCGACCGCGUUGUCGAAGUAGUAGAAGAAACCCUAAAAGGUAACACCGUGAGAUUUUUAGGUCAAAAGAAAGAAGCUGGUAAAAAAAUCGGUGGUGCUUCAUUGGCUCUCCCCAAGGUAAGAAGGAAUCCGCUGAUAGAAAUAAUAGCAAUCAGCACCGGGUGUCUCAACCAGUGCACCUACUGUAAAACAAAGCACGCCAGAGGCCAGCUGGGAAGUUAUCCCCCCGAAGAAAUAGUCCAGCGCGCAAAGCAAGCCUUCGAGGAAGGUGUCGUCGAGUUGUGGCUGACUUCCGAAGACACUGGGGCCUACGGCAGAGACAUUGGCACCAAUUUGCCGGAGUUGCUGUGGAAGAUCAUAGAAAUAAUUCCCGAGAACUGUAUGAUGCGCGUUGGUAUGACCAACCCGCCGUAUAUUCUCGAGCACCUGGAACAAAUCAGCAAGAUUUUGACCAACCCGAGGGUCUAUAGUUUCCUUCACGUUCCUGUCCAGUCUGGUAGUGACCAGGUGCUCGUGGACAUGAAGAGAGAGUACUCCAGGGCGGAGUUCCAGCAGGUCGUUGACUUUUUGAAGGAAAAAGUCCCGGGAGUCACUAUUGUCACGGACAUUAUCUGCGGGUUCCCGACAGAAACUGACCAGGACUUUGAAGAAACAAUGAGUCUUUGUCGGGAAAAUAAAUUUCCUAGCCUAUUCAUCAACCAGUUCUUCCCCCGACCGGGAACUCCUGCUGCUAAAAUGCCCAAAGUUCCGACUCAGCUGGUAAAGAAGAGGACCAAGCAACUCUCGGAGUUCUUCCAGUCCUACGAACCCUACGGCCAUAAAGUCGGAGAAAUUCAGAGGGUACUAGUUACGGAAAUUUCGCACGACAAAAAACACUUUGUGGGGCAUAAUAAAUUUUAUGAACAAGUUCUGCUGCCCAUGAAAGAUGAGAUCAUGGGAAAAAUGGUCACUGUGCAAAUUCUUGAAGCUACUAAGCACUCUAUGAAGGCAAAACUUGUUGAUGAAUUAAGUCAAUUUAGUAAUUGUGGAGAAAAAAAAUUUGGGGAUUUAGCGACAGAUAUUUAUCCGUCAAUCUAUCGCAAUUGUGCGAUAAUUGUUAUUUUAUUUGCGGUGCUAGCAAGGGUCUUGUGGAGAUUUUUCAUUAUUUGAGAGUG
This is a messenger RNA of Cotesia congregata, 1637 nucleotides long. NCBI's taxonomy places the organism in Eukaryota, Metazoa, Arthropoda, Insecta, Hymenoptera, Braconidae. The record is from the annotation of a GenBank genome assembly.